AUGGCGGAAACUAAAAUCAUCUAUCACAUUGAUGAAGAGGAGACUCCGUACUUAGUGAAGAUACCCAUCGGUGCCGAAAGUAUCACCUUGCUGGAUUUUAAGCAAGUUCUGAACAAGCCCAACUAUAAGUUCUUCUUCAAAUCUAUGGACCAGGACUUUGGGGUGGUGAAGGAAGAGAUUUCGGACGAUGGCGCCAAGUUGCCGUGCUUUAAUGGUCGUGUGGUGUCCUGGCUGGUGUCGUCGGACGCUCCGGCGACAGAGCCCGCAGCUGCACCGGCGGCGCUUCCCGCCGUGGAGACGCCCGCCCAGCCGUCACCUCCUCCGCCACCGCUCCCGCCCCCGCCCGCCGAGAGGACCGGGGGCAUCGGGGACUCCAGACCGCCAUCCUUCCAUCCCAACGCGACGGGCAGCGUGGAGACGCUUGACGAGCAGACGGAAACCGAGUCCGUGGUUUCCUUCAGGAGAGAGCGACCUCGGCACCGGGAGAGCGCCGAGCAACACGGACCUCGGGUGAACGGCCAGAGUCGCCUGGAGCGCCACUUAGCGGGCUACGAGAGCUCCAGCACCAUGAUGAGCAGCGAGUUGGAGACCACCAGCUUCUGCGACUCCGAGGACGACGACACCAUGAGCAGGUUCAGCAGCGCCACCGAACAAAGCACCGCCUCCAGACUCUUGAAACGACAUCGGCGCCGCAGGAAACAGCGCCCCCCUCGCUUGGAAAGGGCUUCCUCCUUCAGCAGUGUGACAGAUUCCACAAUGUCUUUGAACAUCAUCACGGUCACCUUGAACAUGGAGAAGUACAACUUCCUGGGCAUCAGCAUUGUGGGCCAAAGCAACGAAAGGGGCGACGGCGGUAUCUACAUCGGCUCCAUCAUGAAGGGCGGAGCCGUGGCCGCUGACGGACGCAUCGAACCCGGCGACAUGCUCUUGCAGGUCAACGACAUCAACUUUGAGAACAUGAGCAACGACGACGCCGUGCGGGUGCUGCGGGAGAUCGUGCACAAGCCGGGGCCCAUCAUCCUCACCGUGGCCAAGUGCUGGGACCCGUCUCCGCAAGGUUACUUCACUCUGCCGCGUAAUGAACCCAUCCGACCGAUUGACCCCGCCGCUUGGGUCAGCCACUCGGUGGCCAUGACGGGCGCCUACCCGGCUUUCCCGGGCAGCACCUCCCUCAGCACAAUCACCUCCUCCUCCUCCGUCACAGAAACCGAACGAUUCGAUGACUUCAAUUUGUCGCUCCACUCCGACAUGGCGUCCGUGGCCAAGGCCAUGGCCUCGCCGGAGUCCGGGCUGGAAGUCCGGGAUCGCAUGUGGCUCAAAAUCACCAUCCCCAACGCUUUCCUGGGCUCUGACGUGGUCGAGUGGCUCUUCCACCACAUCGAGGGAUUCCAGGACCGCCGCGAAGCCAGGAAGUAUGCCAGCAAUCUGCUGAAGGCCGGCUUCAUCCGUCACACGGUCAACAAGAUCACCUUCUCGGAACAGUGCUAUUAUGUCUUUGGCGAUUUAAGCGACUGCGAGAAUUAUAUGGCCAACCUGUCCCUGAACGACAACGACGGUUCCAGCGGGGCCUCGGACCAGGACACGUUGGCCCCGCUGCCCCUCCCCGGAGCGUCGCCGUGGCCCAUGAUGCACACGUUCCCCUACCAGCCGUACGCCAGCCACCCUUACUCCAGCCAGCCGCCGCCCUACCACGAGCUCACCAGCUACAGCUACACUCCAGGAAGCACCGGCAGCCAGCACAGUGAAGGGAGCCGAAGCAGCGGGUCGACACGAAGCGAAGGCGAGCGACGUCGCGGCGGCAGCAAAGCGCCCGGUAGCGCGACGGGCGGCGGGGAGAAGUCUCCUUGCGACGGCGGCGCCGGCGGCGACUCGCGCUCCGGCAGCGGCAGCGAAUCGGAAUACUCCACCCGGAGCAGCUUGAGGCGGGGCCACGGCUCGGCCGCUCCCAGCGAGCACAGCCACGCCUCCUCCCAGCGCUCGCAUCAUCACCGCAUGCCUCAGCCACCCCCCCACAUGUCGCCCUAUCCUCCGGGCAUCAUGCCUUACAACCCCAUGAUGGUGAUGAUGGUACCCCAGCACCCGGCCAUGGCAGGUGCCCACACCCUUCCUCACGGGCCGCAGCUGCCCACGGCCCCCAUGCACCCCGCGUUGCCGCCGUCCCUCCAAUCGAGUUUGGCCGGACCUCCCGGCGCGCCGCCCACCCGGGACUUGGGCUCCGUGCCCCCCGAGCUGACUGCGUCCCGCCAGUCCUUCCACCUGGCCAUGGGUAACCCGAGCGAGUUCUUUGUGGACGUCAUGUAGUCAUCACGCGGCUCGAUGGUGCUUCUCGCAAGGGCCUAUUGGAUUAAGGGCGCUUGUUCCAAAUUUGGGGAGAACAGGGUUAACAUAUUCAAACGGUCCAUGUGGAAUUGACGUGUCAAGUCGUCUCGUCUGAUUCAAAGCGUACCAAACCGAGCAUUGGACAUAGUCGGUGACUUUUGCGCGCCUUUUCUGGUCAUUGCUCAUUUCCACUUUGCCCCUCCCUGUGUGACUGAAUGUGUGACAUUCCAGAAUGUGCGCGCAUAUGUCAAACACUCAAGGUUACCCUGGUGGGUCACCUUUUUGAGUGCCUUGGUUUUAACACACUCCAGGUACACGACGUCACUCUUCGAAAGAUAUGGUUUUGUACGGCAUUGUUUUACAAUGAACGUGUGUGUGUUUUUCCAUGAUUCAGCACACGGCAAGCUCAAAUGUGAAAGACGAAAAAGUAGUCAAUUUUUUGCUUUGUGACGACAGCCUUCCAUUGUCACUAAUUGUGUAAUUGUGAAGUGUACUGUAUAGAGGGUGCUUUGUGGUACAAGUUGGUAAAAAGAGAGAGACCUUGCAGAAAGCGGUACGUUUAAAAGAAAAAAGAAAAAAAAAAAAAACAUUGUAGAUGUUAACUGUGAUCCACGAGCCUCACACUUGUUUUGUGUUACUGACUCACAUUAUUUACACAUUUCAAUUUUUUUCCUUUUUUACGAGUGACUAUAUAGAUCAUGUAUAACCCAAAUAUCAAGGUGCAAAAUGAAUUCAUUGUUACGCGCCAGAUUGCAUUUUCAUUGACUUGAUUCUGCUGCCUUUGGUGUCAAAAGAAUAAAAAUUGAUUUUGACGCACUA
Messenger RNA from Syngnathus acus (greater pipefish), 3138 nucleotides. RefSeq names its product dishevelled segment polarity protein 2 (gene dvl2). Gene Ontology annotation, biological process: canonical Wnt signaling pathway; intracellular signal transduction. The record is from RefSeq and is a predicted model, not a curated record. The coding region runs from base 1 to 2301 and encodes 766 amino acids. NCBI's taxonomy places the organism in Eukaryota, Metazoa, Chordata, Actinopteri, Syngnathiformes, Syngnathidae. Gene Ontology annotation, molecular function: frizzled binding. The transcript has 15 exons. Gene Ontology annotation, cellular component: cytosol.